GCUGCUGCAGCCAAGAGGUAUUUCGGAGGAGAUCCAUUUCUUUGGAGGAGAUCUAUUUGGCGCGGGCUUCUGGGGGCAUUCACAUAUCGGUUGGAACGGGAGGUUUGAAUCUUGGCGGCUCUCGGUUGCAUCAAAUUUGGGCCAUGUCAUCCGAGCACAAGUCGCCGGAGACGGAAGAACGCCUUGGUGUCGUCCGCAGUGAAGGAUCUACUGGCGGUCAGGUCGAGUCGGCGUUGAGGACGGGAGGGGGUUCGUUUCCUCCGUCUCAGGUUGUGGCGGGCGCUACUGCAGCGGCCGCGAGGGCUGCUGCCGGUGGCGUGGAUUCACCAGCAGGUGACGUGGCUUCAACAACGCACUCAUCCGCAGAUGUUGGUGUUGCUGAGAGCAGUGGGUUUCCGACUCAAAGUCAUGCUCGGGCCUUGGCUUCCAGCGGGGACCGCCAGCCGGAGCUCGGGCGUGCGGAUGACCAAGUCCAGGCCCACGUCAUGUCUCGUUUGGCCCAUAUGUCGGUGGGUGCUGCGGCGGGGGGAGAGCCCAGCGAGGGCACCACGCUCGCGUCUGAGAAUGCGGAAAAAAUCGCUCGUCUCGAACAAGGCCAUACCAACGUUGUGGCGCAGCUUACCGUGAUCGCUGGGUUGCUGAAGAACUUCCGGCCGGAGUCGGGGCAGGAUGGGAGUCGUGGGCCCGGGGGCUCGGGAGGCCUCGGUCUGGUGCCGGCGUCGUCGCCGUGGGGCGGGGGCGCGGGCGGGGGGGCGAGUGUGCCCGCGAGGUCCAACGCCAAAGAGGAGGCGAGGAGGGAGGCCACCAUUUGGCAGGCCAAAUAUAAUCAGACACUCUGGGUACUUCGGGGGCAGCGGGGGCCGGAGCCCGGGCCACAGAAGGAGGACCUGCAGGGAUUGAUGGGCGAUAUCGUUCACGUCACGGGCGACGUCCUCGCCCAGAUGCGUGCGUUUUCGUCUUUCGACGUCAAGAGCUUCCGGCCCGUGGGGGUUGCCCGUACGUCGUCUAUUGCAGACAACUUCGACGUGAUGUGUGAGGCGGUGAUGCGGCUGUUGAAGUUUGGUCUAGAUUCGUCCACGACCGCGGGUGUGCAAUCGCUGCGGCGGUUGGAACCCAUAGCCACAGCCAUGGCGGACGCACGCUCCAGGUUUCGGACUACUCUCGUGCGGAAUAGUGAUGUGUUUCCGGACGAGUACCAGCGGGCGGCACUGCCAAGGUUACCGAACGAGGACUUCAAAUUGUGGACAACGGCGAUCAUCACCUGGAUGUACCCCUUCACGAAAAUGCAUUAUCCGCCGGACGCGUUCGACGGACACACCUUGCCGCCGGUGCCCGAGUUCCCCAACAUCAACAACUUCUGUGAACGGGGGGUCAAUCUAUUCCGGCUGGUCCUGAGUGACGGAGGAAAAUAA
Molecule: messenger RNA, 1412 nt
Organism: Ectocarpus sp. CCAP 1310/34
Lineage: Eukaryota; Phaeophyceae; Ectocarpales; Ectocarpaceae
Source: the annotation of a GenBank genome assembly